AUGACCUGCGAGCCUAUAGAGCUAAUUAAGCCGCCUUGCAUGAGCUGUGUGUGGUUUUUGUCGGGAUUUUUUCUUCAGUCUUUUUGUAGGGCAGAGGUUGCGGGUGGUACUGCAUCGGGGAAAAAAAGCACUAACUGCAACAUCAACAGCACCAACAGAGGCAACAAGAGCAACACCAGCAACAGUAACAACAAAGAUGAGAAAUCGCUGGCUUCCUGGCUUCAUGAAGAAAUAAGUCUAGAGUGCCAGAUGAGGAAAAACUUGUUCAUCUUCAGCUCUAACGAGCUAACGGAACGACAAUCGGGCCAACUGACGGAUGGACUAAUGGACUGA
Molecule: messenger RNA, 333 nt
Organism: Drosophila bipectinata
Lineage: Eukaryota; Metazoa; Arthropoda; Insecta; Diptera; Drosophilidae
Source: RefSeq, a predicted model, not a curated record